Fraxinus pennsylvanica is the source of this 822-nucleotide messenger RNA. The record is from the annotation of a GenBank genome assembly. Lineage: Eukaryota; Viridiplantae; Streptophyta; Magnoliopsida; Lamiales; Oleaceae.
AUGCCUUCAAUACCCGAAGAGCCAAUCCUAGCACCGAACCCAGAUCGGUUCUGCAUGUUUCCAAUUCAGUAUCCCGAAAUUUGGGAAAUGUACAAGAAAGCAGAGGCCUCGUUUUGGACGGCGGAAGAGGUCGAUUUGUCCCAGGAUAUACAGCACUGGGAAAAAUUGACCGAGGACGAGAAGCAUUUCAUUAAGCACGAUUCGGAGGAGAAGAAUAUGCUUUUCCACGCAAUCGAGACCAUUCCUUGUGUGGAGAAGAAGGCCAAGUGGGCCCUCCGCUGGAUCGACGGAUCAGAAUCCUUUGCCGAGCGUAUACUCGCCUUCGCUUGCGUUGAAGGGAUUUUCUUCUCGGGAAGCUUCUGCGCAAUAUUUUGGCUAAAAAAGCGAGGAUUAAUGCCUGGAUUAACUUUCUCGAACGAGUUAAUCUCGCGAGAUGAGGGUUUACACUGUGAUUUUGCGUGCUUGCUUUACAGCCUGCUGAGGAUGAAACUGAGUGAGGAUCGAGUCAAGGGACUUAUUGCUGACGCGGUAGAAAUUGAGAGGGAAUUUGUUUGCGACGCCCUUCCUUGUGCCCUGGUUGGGAUGAACGGUGAUCUGAUGAGUCAGUACAUUGAGUUCGUAGCUGAUCGACUGUUGAAUGCACUUGGUUACAGCAAAUUAUACAAUGCGCAAAACCCAUUUGAUUGGAUGGAAUUGAUCAGUUUGCAGGGGAAAACGAAUUUCUUUGAGAAGAGGGUUGGAGAAUACCAGAAGGCAUCAGUGAUGUCGAGUUUGAAUGGAAAUGGAGAUACCCAUGUGUUCAAGAUUGAUGAAGACUUCUAA